Juglans microcarpa x Juglans regia is the source of this 1503-nucleotide messenger RNA. RefSeq lists its product as uncharacterized. The record is from RefSeq and is a predicted model, not a curated record. NCBI's taxonomy places the organism in Eukaryota, Viridiplantae, Streptophyta, Magnoliopsida, Fagales, Juglandaceae. Gene Ontology annotation, molecular function: RNA-DNA hybrid ribonuclease activity; nucleic acid binding. Bases 1 to 1503 code for a protein of 500 amino acids. The transcript is spliced from 4 exons.
AUGGAACAAGUAGUCACAGAGGACAUGAACUCAACCUUAUCCAAACAUUUUACAGCUGAAGAGAUUAAAGCCUCCAUUUUCAGUAUGAACCCAUUAGGCUCUCCUGGGUCUGAUGGUUUCCCAGCAAAGUUUUUCACAGAACACUGGGAUACAGUAGGCAGUAGAGUCUAUGAGGCAGCUUUGGAAGCACUAAAUGGAUGCAGACUCAAAGCUGUCUUGACUGAGAUCAUAUCCCCUACACAAACAGCUUUUGUACUAGGGAGGCUUAUAACUGAUAACAUCAUUGUGGCUUUUGAAUCCCUGCACACCAUGAAAGCCAGGCUGAAGGGAAAUGAUGGUUUUAUGGCUUUAAAACUCGACAUGAGCAAAGCUUACGAUAGGAUUGAACCUCAAAGUUCAACCAGGUUUCUGCCAGUAGACACUAAAGUGGCUUUGCUCAUCGACCACUCUACAAACCAAUGGAAUCUUCCUAUGCUAGAAGCAAUUUUUAAAUGUACAGAAGCUGGAAUCAUCAAGAGUAUACCCCUCAGUCCAUUCCAGAAACCAGACAAGUUGAUAUGGCGAUGCACUCCCACUGGCACUUUCUUAGUCAAGAAUGCCUACUACCUAAAGGAGGAGAUGGAUAAAAGAGAGGUAGGCCAAGCCUCUGAGCUCGAGAAGAGAAAGGUCACUAAAGAUGCUUCCCGCCCCAUCUGUCACUUAUGUCCAGAAUCCAUUGAGCAUGCAUUGUGGGAAUGCUCAUCAGCCCAGGAUGUUUGGGGUCAAAGCAGUAGAAAGCUUCAGAAAACAAAACUGCAAUCACAGACUUUCAAACAACUUUUAGAAAGUUUGUUUGAGCUCCUAGAAGAUGAGGUGAUGAUUGAGUUUGCAAUAAUAGCUUGGAUGAUUUGGAAAAGAAGGAAUGAUCUGAUUUUUAACAACACUUUCACGCAUCUAAAUUCUCUCACUCAACAAGCCAAGGUUUUCAUUAAGGAGCUCAGUCAGCUACAACAUGCCACCAAGUUUCCAACACCUGACCUGGGGAGGUCAUCCCAAUGGGAAGCUCCUCCACGUGGCAAGCUAAAGCUAAACUGGGAUGUUGCCCUUGAAAAAAACAAUUGCAAGGUGGGGGUUGGUGCAGUUAUCAGAGAUUGGGAGGGAACAGUUAAGGCCACCAUGAGGAAGAAACAUGAUCUUUACCCUGACCCGCUAUUGGCAGAAGCCUAUGCUCUCCUGCAAGCAACCAUUUUCUGCAAAUCACUAGGCUGGAAGGAAAUCAUCUUGGAAGGGGACUCUCUACAAGUUGUCAACUUCCUCAAGACUGGUGAAGUUAAUGACUCGUAUGUGGGCACAAUGAUUAGGGACACUAAGUCGAUUUUGAACUCAUUCACAUCUUGGACUGUGAGACAUAUUCUUAGAGCUGGUAAUGUUGUAGCUCAUGUCUUAAGUCGAGAUGCUCUUAGUAGUAGAGAUAGUAUCUGGUCUGUUGGUACUAUCCUAACUUGUAUCCAAACUCUUCUUUAA